Dinoponera quadriceps is the source of this 4472-nucleotide messenger RNA. RefSeq names its product peripheral plasma membrane protein CASK (gene CASK). The transcript is spliced from 22 exons. Gene Ontology annotation, molecular function: protein kinase activity; ATP binding; signaling receptor binding. Bases 519 to 3371 code for a protein of 950 amino acids. Gene Ontology annotation, cellular component: plasma membrane; cell-cell junction. Lineage: Eukaryota; Metazoa; Arthropoda; Insecta; Hymenoptera; Formicidae. Gene Ontology annotation, biological process: regulation of neurotransmitter secretion; protein phosphorylation. The record is from RefSeq and is a predicted model, not a curated record.
CGUUCCCCCGACACCGUAUCGCAGAGCUGCGCCGCGUACGAUUCACGAUCGCACCCCACCGCAACCGUACGGUGUGGGCUCGUGUCCGUCGACGGAGUGUCAGUGUGACGACGGUCGGUCGGUCGGUGGUGUGCCGACACACCGGGUGCAUUAUCCACGACUGUGUGUGCGUGCCUAUGUGCGUGACGUGUGCGUAAAAGCGAAGAGCGGAGCCCAGCGGUGGAACGCGCGCGCGAGCAAGAGAGAGAAAGAGAGAGAGGGACGGGUGCGACGGCGAGGCGGCCGUGAAUCCCCGAUACGUGGCUACGCUCACGCCGCGCGUAUUCCGCGCGACACGAAUACAACGACGACGACAACGACGUCGUCGACUUGGGGACUACGACUGGAGCGAGAGAGAAAGGCGCGUACCCGCACGCGCUACGAAUUAUCACGCUUUCGCGUAAUCGCGACACGUCUCCUGGCGCGUGCAGGUUCCUAGCUCCUAGGUCGACUCCUUCGACCUCCUCCUCGUCGUCACUAUGGCGGACGACGAGGUUCUCUUCGACGAUGUUUACGAGCUCUGCGAGAUUAUCGGCAAAGGUCCAUUUAGCGUCGUUCGGAAGUGCAUUCACCGUCAGACCGGGCAGAUUUUCGCCGUAAAAAUUGUCGAUGUGGCGAAGUUCACCUCUAGUCCUGGUCUCAGCACUGCGGAUUUAAAACGGGAAGCUACAAUAUGCCAUAUGUUGAAACAUCCGCACAUUGUGGAGUUACUGGAGACUUACAGUUCUGAGGGCAUGUUAUACAUGGUGUUCGAAUAUAUGGAUGGCUCUGAUUUAUGCUUCGAGGUUGUGAGACGAGCAACUGCCGGAUUCGUAUACAGCGAAGCGGUUGCUAGUCACUACAUGCGACAGAUCCUCGAAGCGUUGCGUUACUGCCACGAGAACGACAUUAUUCAUCGUGACCUGAAGCCGCAGUGCGCCCUUCUAGCUGGCAAGGAAAAUUCCGCCCCGGUGAAGCUGCGCGGCUUCGGCGUCGCCGUGCAACUCCCGACAUCGCAGUCUAAUGGCGUUGAAUGUUACACGACCGAGUAUCGGCAGUGUCUGAGCCCAAAGGGGCAGCUCUACUUGAAGGCCGACAGCGAGGGUCGUGUCGGAUGUCCACACUUCAUGGCGCCGGAAGUGAUUCAACGGCGACAAUACGGGAAACCCGGUGAUGUCUGGUCAGCCGGGGUGCUGUUACACGUUCUGCUAACCGGUACACUUCCAUUCGUCGGCUCCCGGGACAGACUACGGGAAGCGAUAUGCCGAGGGCGGGUGCAGAUGGAGACGCCACUCUGGGAUUCCAUUAGCGAGCCGGCGAAAGACCUCAUACAGAGAAUGCUCACGACCGACGUAAAUCAUAGGAUCACCAUCCAGGAGGUUCUCAACCACAAGUGGCUUAGAGAUCGUGAUAAGGGUGCAGCCCGUAUACACUUAGGCGAGACUAUAGAAGAGCUUAAGAAAUUCAAUGCGAGGCGAAAAUUGAAGGACGCCGUGAAAGCAGCCGUCUCCUCGUCGAAAUGGCACGCCCCAUAUUCAGAGGCUAAUGGCGACAAUUUCUCCGACGUCGGGGACGACGAGGUGACAACUACAGGCGCUGUAGCCGAAAUCGUGGAUUCUCUGGAUGACAUUGAGGUUCUUCAAGAAAGCGGUAGAUUGUUACGCCCCGAAAUUAUCAAUGCUGUUGACGAUCAUCGACUUCGAGCUAUCUUAGAGCUUUAUGACAGGAUCUCAGGUCGCAUGCCAACACCGUGCAGAGCACCGCAAACGGAUGCGGCCCAACGUGCUCGCGAUGUUGAAGAGAUCCUGCGGGAAGCGGAGCAUUCAGCAGUGCGAAAUAUCGAUAGAGCCGAUCUCCGAGAACUUCAGGAUUUAUUGGUCCAGCCGCAUAUGAGGGCACUCCUACAAGCGCACGACGUCGCCGGUCACGAGGUUUACGGUGAGGAAGCCACCAGAGUAACACCACCGCCGCUGCUGCCGUAUCUGAACGGCAGCGACGAUCUCGAAGGGCAAAACGGCGACUUAGACCUCGAGAACGUCACACGCGUGAGGCUGGUGCAGUUCCAGAAGAACACGGACGAGCCGAUGGGAAUCACGCUGAAAAUGAACGAGGACGGGAAAUGCGUCGUUGCGCGGAUUAUGCACGGUGGGAUGAUUCAUAGACAAGCCACUCUGCACGUUGGUGACGAGAUCAGAGAGAUCAACGGUAUACCAGUCGCGAAUCAAUCCGUUAAUGCCUUGCAGAAGAUCCUGCGGGAGGCACGAGGAUCGGUGACCUUCAAGAUCGUGCCGUCGUACAGGAGUGCGCCGCCCCCCUGCGAGGUACAAUUGUUCAGGAUUAGGCCUCUGCCAGUGUUAAUUUUCGUUCGUGCGCAAUUCGACUACGAUCCGCUGGAGGACGAAUUGAUACCAUGCGCUCAGGCCGGGAUCGCAUUUAAAACCGGCGACAUCCUACAAAUCAUCAGCAAAGACGACCAUCAUUGGUGGCAGGCACGGAAGGAUAACGCGGCUGGCUCCGCGGGUCUUAUCCCUUCGCCCGAACUACAAGAGUGGCGCAUCGCUUCCAUGUCUAUGGAGAAGAACAAGCAAGAACAAGACGCUGAAGGAGAAGGUGGAUGUUCUUCUCACACCGAAGGCUGCGACGGCUCGACAGUAAAUUGCUCAAUAUUCGGCCGGAAAAAGAAGCAAUAUAAGGAUAAAUAUCUCGCUAAGCACAAUGCUGUUUUCGACCAGCUGGACCUGGUGACCUACGAAGAGGUCGUGAAGCUUCCUUAUCCUGCCUUUCAGAGAAAGACAUUAGUAUUAUUGGGAGCACAUGGUGUCGGCCGACGGCACAUAAAGAACACGAUUAUCUCCAAGCAUCCCGAUAAAUACGCCUAUCCUAUUCCGCAUACAACGAGGCUUCCGCGAAACGACGAAGAGGAUGGUCGUAAUUACUAUUUCGUAUCGCACGAUGAGAUGAUGGCGGAUAUAGCUGCUAAUGAAUACCUCGAAUACGGUACGCACGAAGACGCUAUGUACGGGACUAAACUCGAAACUAUUCGCAAAAUUCACGAAGAAGGCAGAAUGGCCAUAUUGGACGUCGAACCGCAGGCGCUGAAAGUUUUACGUACCGCUGAAUUUGCACCUUACGUCGUCUUCAUCGCCGCACCAGUAUUUCAAAACGUUGCGGACCUCGACGGCAGUCUGGAGCGGCUGGCGAAGGAGUCGGACAUGCUGAAGCAGGCGUACGGGCACUUCUUCGACCUGACCAUCGUGAACAACGACCUCGACGAGACGAUCGCUCAGCUGGAGGGCGCGAUCGAGCGCGUGCACACGACACCCCAGUGGGUGCCCGUCUCUUGGGUCUACUGACAGCGGUCGUCGCCGAUUCGUCAGAUCGUCACCGCGGACUGCAACGGCUCGUCGCGGGUGAAGUAGUGAUCGGGACGACCCAUGACGACCAUCGGACGAACAUCGAUCACCUCGCGAAGAUCCGACGGCGAGAAGCUACCGCGGCCGGCGACGAGCGGCCCGCGGCCGAUUGAUCAAAACGGGCGCACGUGCACGCGCACGUCGGACCAAGCCACAAACGUGCUCACCGCCGAUCGGCUGACGAUGGCCCGGCCGACGGUGAACGAACGACCGGAGUGCGUGACUAUAGGAUGGCCGUGUGUUCACGAAGUUCUUUCCAUCGCUGCGUAGCCAAUUAUUUUUACCAGUCGGGACACGAGAGGAGACCAGCGCGCGCGCGCGCGCGACGUGUCGUCCCGAUCGCCGUGUCGUCGACGAUCGACAUCGCCGACCUCACCGACGAGUCGCGUCGGACCUACCGCAGAAGAGGAUGAUGAAGAAGACGAAGCGGAGUGUGCCGGUUCGGGCACGACGAGAUCGAACGAUGCGUCCGGAGACGGACGCUUCCUCGCGGACCACUAAUCACUCCCCGCAUCUCCCCUUCCUCCCCCUCGUCAUCCUCCUCCUCCUCUUGUUUCUUCCUUCCCCGAGAUGUAACGAAGGUAACGAAGCGGGCGACACCGAUCAGCUGGGGCUCCUCUUGGACGAGACUGCUACGAAUGCGUGUCUUUCUCUCUAUAUUCCACAUACACACACACAUACACUCUGUCGCAUUUCUCGGCACAUUCCCGGCCCGGUUUCAGCGAGUCCACGCGAACGUCACGCGGCUCAUGACGGUCGCCUGCGAACACGAGCCACGUGCGGUGACAAGCGCCGGAGGAAAUCUCGUGCGCGGGGCGCGGAAACCAAAAGCCGAGGAAAAAGAAACGACGGCCGUUCAUGCUUCCUUCACGCGGACGUCAACGAAGCGGCUUGCACCUUCGUAUCCCUUCUCCUACCUGCGGAGUCUAUCACUCGAAUUUUCCGUAAACUGUACUUGCCUCCUAUCUCGUACUUUAUCGUAACUAUUUAAACGAAAAGAAGCUAGAUCGUGCGGCACGGCAGUGCCCUUAUAUAUACAUA